This is a messenger RNA of Ochotona curzoniae (black-lipped pika), 267 nucleotides long. RefSeq names its product steroid receptor associated and regulated protein (gene SRARP). The transcript has 3 exons. Bases 1 to 267 code for a protein of 88 amino acids. Gene Ontology annotation, molecular function: nuclear estrogen receptor binding. NCBI's taxonomy places the organism in Eukaryota, Metazoa, Chordata, Mammalia, Lagomorpha, Ochotonidae. The record is from RefSeq and is a predicted model, not a curated record. Gene Ontology annotation, cellular component: cytoplasm; nucleus. Gene Ontology annotation, biological process: positive regulation of intracellular estrogen receptor signaling pathway.
AUGGCUCCCUCUGAAGACUCCAGAGACUGGAGAGCUAACCUCAGAGACCCCAGCAUUGGGACACACUUGGAGACCAGCUGUGGAGAGAAGCUGAUUCGCUCUCAGAAGGCCAUCCCUAAAGCUCAUGUGACCUUCCUCGUUGACUGCACUCGAGGGGAACGGCUCUUGUUGCCAGCCUCUCCCAUGGCGCAUGGAGGCUGGAGGCCCCCACAAAGCCCUGCUAUACUACCAAUGAAGACCUACAUGGUGUUCUGUGGGGCAGAUUAG